AUGUCUCUCUACGGCGGUAUCAAAUUCACCGCUCCGACAGCGCCCCAGCAACAAGCUGAAGAGCAACCAUCAGCAUCCUCGACCCCGGCCUCCACCUCCGCCACGAGUGAUGAAUCACCCAGAACCACAGCCCCUGCUCAACAGGCCAAGACCAAGUCAGCGGUAGAGACUUCGACAGCGCUCAAAUUCGCCCCCAGGAUCAACAAGAAACCAUCCCGUCCGGCUGUCCCUGCUUCGGCGCCGGUGGUGAUUCCUCAUAUUGGGAUAUCCUCGAAGCCGGAUAUCGUUCGGGCAGCUGAGCCUGUCUUGACAAGAAGCGAAUCAUCGGAAAAAGUCAAUAAUGACAAGGAGGACGAGGUUGUAUUGGGCCAAGAUGGGGUUCCUCUAGCGCAAGCUCCCUCUAUGACUCUGGAUCCCAAAGGCCGGACUCAAGCUGGGGGCGGAGAUAGGAAGAGGAAGAACAAGAAGCGGAAGAGUCAACAACAACCCCACUUGCCGACAUUUGAUCCAGAUGAAGAGUACGAUCCGGCGCGUCCCAACGACCUUGGAGAGUAUCAAGAUUAUCGCGUCCGUGCCAAAGAAGAACGGCGGAGGCAGUUCAUGGAGGCAAAGAAGAGAAAGGCGGACGGGCUGGACAGCGAUGAGAGUAGCUAUUAUUCCGACAGCGAUGAGGAUUAUGGACCGCGGAGAGAUGCUCCGAAGAUGUUUGCUCCGCCCAAGAUGUAUUCUCCACCCUCUUCCAAAGCCCCUCUAGCACCACCGGAAAGUUCGGCCCCAGUAGCACCACCAUCUGCUAUUCCGCAAUCAGCAGAUGAGGCCUAUGCCCGUCGAGUUGCCCUGUCGCAGCCCCGAGUUAGCUCGGGCGGCGACGACGGAUAUGACCAGAGACCUUCUUUCAAUCAGCAACUCCCCACUGGCAGCGCAACAUCGGGGGAUGAUGCGUUUGCGAGAAGGGUAGCCAUGUCCCAGGGUCUGCCACAGAGCAAUAUGCCUUCUUUUGUGUCAUCUUCCAGCUCUUUGCCCAACAAUGCGCCGCCAUCAAAUCCGCCCAAUGUCUUUGUGCCUCCAGCUCCGGCCCCUGCUCCUCCCAAACCUCUAGACCCACAAGCUGUUACUUCCGCCAAUGAUGGACCAAAGGACCAGAAGGAUUUUGAGGCCAUGCUUGCCGAAAGAAAGAAGGCUGCCGAAGCUAUCGCGGCCAAAUUCAAGAAUCCGAAAGCAUACUCUUGGGCAAACGCUUCGCCUGAUGCUUCGUCCUCUGCCAAUGUAUCCUUGCAAGACGUCGAGGGCGGAACAUUUGCUGAGAAAAUGAUGCGAAAAAUGGGCCAUGUGGAAGGAUCAGGCCUCGGCGCUCGUGGAGAGGGUAUCGUCCACGCUCUCACAGCUGAACAUGUCGCCCCUCCCACGAAUAUCAACCAGCCUCUCUCCAAACGCGCCCUUGCAAAGCAAAAAGCCGCCGCGGCCAAUACCAAGAAUAAGAAAUGGGUACAAUCCGCUUCGUCUAGAGGAAAAAUUGUAAACGCGAAUGAGGCGAAGAGAGCUACAGAGGAGAGAGGGCAGAAGGGCGAAGAAGGCAGGGUGAUAUGUCUGCGGGGCAUGGUCGGCAGUGAGGAGGAGAUUGAUGAAGACCUGGCGGAUGAGAUUGGCGAAGAGUGUUCGAAGCAUGGUAUUGUAGAACGUGUGCUGCUACACAUGGUGGAACCGCCCCCUCCUGAACCCGAGGAAUGCCUUCGAGUGUUUGUGGUGUUCUCUGGGAUGGCCGGAGCGUGGAAAGCGCAGAAAGAGUUGGACGGGAGAUUCUUUGCAGGUAGAACCAUCAAGGCGACAUACUUUGACGAAGAGAGGUUCAACAGGGGAGAGAGGGAUGGUCCUGUGCUGUAG
This is a messenger RNA of Cryptococcus amylolentus CBS 6039, 1881 nucleotides long. RefSeq lists its product as hypothetical. Gene Ontology annotation, biological process: mRNA cis splicing, via spliceosome. Gene Ontology annotation, cellular component: precatalytic spliceosome. The record is from RefSeq and is a predicted model, not a curated record. The coding region runs from base 1 to 1881 and encodes 626 amino acids. The transcript has 7 exons. NCBI's taxonomy places the organism in Eukaryota, Fungi, Basidiomycota, Tremellomycetes, Tremellales, Cryptococcaceae. Gene Ontology annotation, molecular function: nucleic acid binding.